AACACAAAGCCGCAAACAUGACAUGGUUAUUUCGUAUACUGAUUUGUUAUUCCUUUGUUAGCUGUUACGUCCUGGUUUCAGAAGCAUUGGUUUCGUCAACAGCAUGUACAAGUAUUGCAAACUGUACUACUCACGACAACGCAAUAUGUUCAAACAGUACCGGCAACUGCAGUUGCCCAAACGGCUAUUCUGAAGUUGGUGACCAUUGUAUAGCUUCUUCAGCAACAAGUACUACAACAGCUGCUCCAACUACAAGCAAUACAACGGCAGCUCCUACAACAAGCACUACAACAGCAUCUCCUACCACAAGUACCACAACAGCUACUCCAACUACAAGCACUACUACAGCUGCUCCUACUACAAGUACUACAACGGCAGCUUCAACCACAAGUACUACAACAGCUGCUCUUACUACAAGUACCACAACAGCUCCUCCAACUACAAGCACUACAACAGCUGCUCCUACCACAAGUACCACAACAGCUGCUCCAACUACAAGCACUACAACAGCUGCUCCUACCACAAGUACCACAACAGGUGCGCCAACUACAAGCACUACAACGACUGCUCCUACUACUAGUACUACAACAGUUUCUCCAACUACAAGCACUACAACAGCUGCUCCUACCACAAGUACUACAACGGCAGCUCCAACCACAAGUACUACAACAGCUGCUCCUACUACAAGUACCACAACAGCUGCUCCAACUACAAGCACUACAACGGCAGCUCCAACCACAAGUACUACAACAGCUGCUCCUACCACAAGUACUACAACGGCAGCUCCAACAACAAGUACUACAACAGCUGCCCCUACCACAAGCACUACAACGGCCGCUCCAACCACAAGUACUACAACAGCUGCUCCUACUACAAGUACCACAACAGCUGCGCCAACCACAAGCACUACAACAGCUGCUCCUACCACAAGUACUACAACAGCUGCUCCAACUACAAGCACUACAACAGCUGCCCCUACUACAAGCACUACAAUAGCUGCUCCUACCACAAGUACAACAACAGCUCCUCCAACUACAAGCACUACAACGGCAGCUCCAACCACAAGUACUACAACAGCUGCUCCUACCACAAGUACUACAACGGCAGCUCCAACCACAAGUACUACAACAGCUGCUCCAACCACAAGCACUACAACGGCAGCUCCAACCACAAGUACUACAACAGCUGCCCCUACUACAAGUACAACAACAGCUGCUCCAACUACAAGCACUACAACGGCUGCUCCUACCAAUAGUACUACAGCAGCAGCACCAACCACCAGUACCACAACAGCUGCUCCAACCACAAGUACUACAACAGCUGCUCCAACUACAAGCACUACAACAGCUGCUCCUACCACAAGUACCACAACAGCUCCUCCAACUACAAGCACUACAACGGCUGCUCCUACCACUAGUACUACAACAGCUGCUCCAACUACAAGCACUACAACAGCUGCUCCUACCACAAGUACAACAACGGCAGCUCCAACCACGAGUACUACAACAGCUGCCCCUACUACAAGUACCACAACAGCUGCUCCUACUACAAGCACUACAAACGGCAGGUCCAACCACAAGUACACAAAACCUCCAACAACAAACACUACAACGCCCGCUCCUACCACAAGUACUAAAACGCAGCUCCAACCCACAAGUACAAAAAAACAGCUGCCCCUACUACAAUACCACAACACUGCCCUACCACAAGACUACAAACACUGCUCCAACUACAAGCACUACAACAGCUCUCCUAACACAAUACCACAACAAACCCUCAACUACAAGCACAACAACGCUCUCCCAAACACUAUACAAAAACAGCUGCCCAACUACAAAACACAAACAGCUGCCCUACCACAAGUACAACAACGGGAGCUCCAAACCCCGAUACUAAAACAGCUGCCCCUACCACAAGUACCACAACAGCUGCCCUACUACAAGCAUACAACGCAAUCCAAUCACAAUAAAAACAACAGCAGCUCCAACACAAGCACUAAACCAACUCCUACCCCAAAACUACAACGCAGCUCCAACCACAAGUACACAACAGCUGCCCCCUACUACAAGUACCACACAGCUGCUCCAACUACAACACCCACAACAGCUGCUCCUACCACAGUACACAAAACAGCUGCUUCAACUACAAGCACUACAACGCUGCCCUACCACUACACCAACCCAAUACUAAAAACAGCUGCCCCAACUACAACAAGUACCAACAACACUGCUCCAACUACAAAACACUACAACGGCAGCUCCAAAAACAAACGACGCAACAGCUGCUCCUACCACAAGUACCCACAACGGCAGCACCAACCACCAGUAGCACAACAGCUGCUCCAACUACAAGCACUACAACGCAGCUCCAACCCCAAUACUACAACAGCUGCUCCUACUACAAGACCACAAAAACUGCUCCCAACUACAAGCACUACAAACGGCAGCUCCAACCACAAAAUACUACAACGGGAGCUCCUACCACAAGUACCAACAACAGCUGCUCCUACCACAACUGCUCCUACUACAAGCACUACAACGGAAGCUCCAACAACAAGUACUACAACACCUGCUCCAACUACAAGCACUACAACGGCAGCACGAACUACAAGCACUUCAACAGCUGCUCCUACCACAAGUACUACAACAGCUGCUCCAACUACAACACUCAACAGCUGCCCCCUACCACAACUGCUCCAACCACAAGCACUACAACGGCAGCUCCAACCACAAGUACUACAACAGCUGCCCUACUACAAUACAACAACAGCUGCUCCAACUACAAGCAUUACAACGGCUGCUCCACCACCAGUACUACAACAGCAGCCCAAACCCCCAGUACCCAAAAGCUGCUCCAACCACAAGUACUACACAGCUGCUCCUACUACAAGUACUACAACAGCUGCCCUACCACAAGCACUACAACGGCAGCUCCAACCACAAGUACUACAACACUGCCCCUACUACAAUACAAGUACUACAACAGCAGCUCCAACCACAAGUACUACAACAGCUGCCCCUACUACAAGUACAACAACAGCUGCUCCAACUACAAGCACUACAACAGCUGCUCCUACCACAAGUACCACAACAGCUGCUCCAACUACAAGCACUACUACGGCUGCUCCUACCACUAGUACUACAACAGCAGCACCAACCACCAGUACCACAACAGCUGCUCCAACUACAAGCACUACAACGGCAGCCCGAACCACAAGCACUACAACAGCUGCUCCAACUACAAGCACUACAACGGCAGCUCCAACCACAAGCACUACAACAGCUGCUCCUACCACAAGUACUACAACAGCAGCUCCAACUACAAGCACUACAACGGCAGCUCCAACCACAAGUACUACAACAGCUGCUCCUACUACAAGUACCACAACAGGUGCGCCAACUACAAGCACUACAACGACUGCUCCUACUACUAGUACUACAACAGCUUCUCCAACUACAAGCACUUCAACAGCUGCUCCUACCACAAGUACUACAACGGCAGCUCCAACCACAAGUACUACAACAGCUGCCCCUACUACAAGUACUACAACAGCUGCUCCUACUACAAGUACUACAACAGCUGCUCCAACUACAAGCACUACAACGGCAGCUCCAACCACAAGUACUACAACAGCUGCUCCUACCACAAGUACUUCAACGGCAGCUCCAACCACAAGUACUACAACAGCUGCCCCUACCACAAGCACUACAACGGCAGCUCCAACCACAAGUACUACAACAGCUGCUCCAACUACAAGUACAACAACAGCUGCUCCAACUACAAGCACUACAACGGCUGCUCCUACCACUAGUACUACAACAGCAGCACCAACCACCAGUACCACAACAGCUGCUCCAACCACAAGUACUACAACAGCUGCUCCAACUACAAGUACUACAACAGCUGCCCCUACCACAAGCACUACAACGGCAGCUCCAACCACAAGUACUACAACAGCUGCCCCUACUACAAGUACAACAACAGCUGCUCCAACUACAAGCACUACAACGGCUGCUCCUACCACUAGUACUACAACAGCAGCACCAACCACCAGUACCACAACAGCUGCUCCAACCACAAGUACUACAAAAAGCUGCUCCAACUACAAACACUACAACAGCUGCCCUACCACAAAAUACCACAACAGCCCCUCCAACUACAACACUACAACGCUGCCCUACCACAAGUACACAACAGCUGCCCAACUACAAGCACUACAACACUGCCUCUACCACAAGUACAACAACGCAGCUCCAACCACGAGUACUACAACAGCUGCCCCUACUACAAGUACCACAACAGCUGCUCCUACUACAAGCACUACAACGGCAGGUCCAACCACAAGUACUACAACAGCUGCUCCAACUAGAAGCACUACAACGGCAGCUCCUAUCACAAGUACUACAACGGCAGCUCCAACCACAAGUACUACAACAGCUGCCCCUACUACAAGUACCACAACAGCUGCUCCUACCACAAGUACUACAACAGCUGCUCCAACUACAAGCACUACAACAGCUGCUCCUACCACAAGUACCACAACAGCUGCUCCAACUACAAGCACUACAACGGCUGCUCCUACCACUAGUACUACAACAGCUGCUCCAACUACAAGCACUACAACAGCUGCUCCUACCACAAGUACAACAACGGGAGCUCCAACCACGAGUACUAAAACAGCUGCCCCUACCACAAGUACCACAACAGCUGCUCCUACUACAAGCAAUACAACGGCAAGUCCAAUCACAAGUACUACAACAGCAGCUCCAACUGCAAGCACUACAACGGCAACUCCUACCACAAAUACUACAACGGCAGUUCCAACCACAAGUACUACAACAGCUGCCCCUACUACAAGUACCACAACAGCUGCUCCAAUUACAAGCACUACAACAGCUGCUCCUACCACUAGUACUACAACAGCUGCUCCAACUACAAGCACUACAACGGCUGCUCCUACCACUAGUACUACAAUGGCAGAUCCAACUACAAGCACUACAACACAUGCUCCUAUCACAAGUACUACAACAGCUGCCCCUACUACAAGUACCACAACAGCUGCUCCAACUACAAGCACUACAACGGCAGCUCCAACCACAAGUACUACAACAGCUGCUCCUACUACAAGUACCACAACAGCUGCUCCAACUACAAGCACUACAACGGCAGCUCCAACCACAAGUACUACAACAGCUGCUCCUACCACAAGUACUACAACGGCAGCACCAACCACAAGUACUACAACAGCUGCCCCUACUACAAGUACCACAACAGCUGCUCCAACUACAAGCACUACAACGACCGCUCCAACAACAAGUACUACAACAGCUGCUCCUACCACAACUGCUCCUACUACAAGUACCACAACAGCUGCUCCAACUACAAGCACUACAACGGCAGCUCCAACCACAAGUACUACAACGGCAGCUCCUACCACAAGUACCACAACAGCUGCUCCUACCACAAGUACUACAACGGCAGCUCCAACCACAAGUACUACAACAGCUGCUCCUACUACAAGUACCACAACAGCUGCUCCAACUACAAGCACUACAACGGCAGCUCCAACCACAAGUACCACAACAGCUCCUCCUACCACAAGUACUACAACGGCAUCUCCAACCACAAGUACUACAAGAGCUGCUCCUACUACAAGUACCACAACAGCUGCUCCAACUACAAGCACUACAACGGCAGCUCCAACCACAAGUACUACAACAGCUGCUCCUACCACAAGUACUACAACGGCAGCACCAACCACAAGUACUACAAUAGCUGUCCCUACUACAAGUAUCACAACAGCUGCUCCUACUACAAGCACUACAACGGAAGCUCCAACAACAAGUACUACAACACCUGCUCCAACUACAAGCACUAACAAACGGCAGCACGAACUAAAAAGCACUUCAACAGCUGCUCCUACCACAAUACUACAACACUGCUCCAAACUACAAGCACUACAACAGCUGCUCCCCACCACCAACACUACAACGGCAGCUCCAACCACAAGUACUGCAACAGCUGCUCCUACUACAAGUACCACAACAGGUGCGCCAACUACAAGCACUACAACGACUGCUCCUACUACUAGUACUACAACAGCUUCUCCAACUAAAAGCACUUCAACAGCUGCUCCUACUACAAGUACUACAACGGCAGCUCCAACCACACGUACUACAACAGCUGCCCCUACUACAAGUACCACAACAGCUGCCCCUACUACAAGUACUACAACAGCUGCUCCAACUAAAAAGCACACAAAACGGCAGCUCCAACCACAAGUACUACAAACAGCUGCCCCCUACCACAAGCACUACAACGCAGCUCCAACCACAACUGCUCCCACCACAGUACUACAACAGCAGCACCAACCACAAGUACCACAACCCCUGCUCCAACCACAAGUUUCUACAACAGCUGCUCAAACUACAAGCACUACAACGGCUGCUCCUACCACUAGUACUACAACAGCAGCACCAACCACAAGUACCACAACAGCUGCUCCAACCAAAGUAAAUACAAACAGGGUGCUCCAACUACCAAGCACUACAACAGUUCUCCUACCACAAGUACCACAACAGCUCUCCCAAAUACAAGCACUACAACGGCUGCUCCUACCACUAGUACUACAACAUCUGCUCCAACACAAGCACUACAACAGCUGCUCCUACCACAAGUUACAAAAAAACGGCAAACUCCAACCACGAGUACUACAAAAGCUGCCCCUAAAUACAAGUACCCCAACAGCAGCUCCUACUACAAGCACUACAACGGCAGGUCCAACCACAAGUACUACAACAGCUGCUCCAACUACAAGCACUACAACGGCAGCUCCUACUACAAGUACUACAACGGCAGCUCCUACUACAAGUACUACAACAGCUGCCCCUACUACAAGUACCACAACAGCUGCUCCUACCACAAGUACUACAACAGCUGCCCCUACUACAAGUACCACAACAGCUGCUCCUACCACAAGUACUACAACAGCUGCUCCUACCACAAGUACUACAACAGCUGCCCCUACUACAAGUACCACAACAGCUGCUCCUACCACAAGUACUACAACAGCUGCUCCAACUACAAGCACUACAACAGCUGCUCCUACCACAAGUACCACAACAACUCCUCCAACUACAAGCACUACAACGGCUGCUCCUACUACUAGUACUACAACAGCUGCUCCAACUACAAGCACUACAACAGCUGCUCCUACCACUAGUACUACAACAGCUGCUCCAACUACAAGCACUACAACAGCUGCUCCUACCACAAGUACAACAACGGCAGCUCCAACCACGAGUACUACAACAGCUGCCCCUACUACAAGUACCACAACAGCUGCUCCAACUACAAGCACUACAACGGCAGCUCCAACCACAAGUACUACAACAGCUGAACCUACUACAAGUACCACAACAGCUGCUCCUACCACAAGUACUACAAGAGCUGCUCCAACUACAAGCACUACAACAGCUGCUCCUACCACAACAGCUCCUCCAACUACAAGCACUACAACGGCUGCUCCUACCACAAGUACUACAACAGCUGCUCCAACUACAAGCACUACAACAGCUGCUCCUACCACUAGUACUACAACAGCUGCUCCAACUACAAGCACUACAACAGCUGCUCCUACCACAAGUACAACAACGACAGCUUCAACCACGAGUACUACAACAGCUGCCCCAACUACAAGUACCACAACAGCUGCUCCUACUACAAGCACUACAACGGCAGGUCCAACCACUAGUACUACAACAGCUGCUCCAACUACAAACACUACAACGGCAGCUCCUACCACAAGUACUACAACGGCAGCUCCAACCACAAGUACUACAACAGCUGCCCCUACUACGAGUACCACAACAGCUGCUCCAACUACAAGCACUACAACAGCUGCUCCUACCACUAGUACUACAACAGCUGCUCCAACUACAAGCACUACAACGGCUGCUCCUACCACUAGUACUACAAUUGCAGAUCCAACUACAAGCACUACAACAGCUGCUCCUACCACAAGUACUACAACAGCUGCCCCUACUACAAGUACCACAACAGCUGCUCCAACUACAAGCACUACAACGGCAGCUCCAACCACAAGUACUACAACAACUGCCCCUACUACAAGUACCACAACAGCUGCUCCAACUACAAGCACUACAACGGCAGCUCCAACCACAAGUACUACAACAGCUGCUCCUACCACAAGUACUACAACGGCAGCACCAACCACAAGUACUACAACAGCUGCCCCUACUACAAGUACCACAACAGCUGCUCCAACUACAAGCACUACAACGGCAGCUCCAACCACAAGUACUACAACAGCUGCUCCUACCACAAGUACUACAACGGCAGCACCAACCACCAGUAGCACAACAGCUGCUCCAACUACAAGCACUACAACGGCAGCUCCAACCACAAGUACUACAACAGCUGCUCCAACUACAAGCACUACAACAGCUGCUCCUACCACAAGUACAACAAUGGCAGCUCCAACCACAAUACUACAACAGCUUGCCCCUACUACAAGUACUACAACAGCUGCUCCUACCACAAAUACUACAACAGCUGCCCCUACUUUCAAGUACCACAACAGCUGCUCCUACUACAAGUACCACAACAGUACCACAACAGGUGCGCCAACUACAAGCACUACAACGACUGCUUCUACCACAAGUACUACAACAGUUGCUCCAACUACAAGCACUACAACAGCUGCUCCUACCACAAGUACCACAACAGCUACGCCAACUACAAGCACUACAACGGCUGCUCCUACCACUAGUACUACAACAGCAGCACCAACCACCAGUACCACAACAGCUGCUCCAACUACAAACACUACAACGGCUGCUCCUACCACUAGUACUACAACAGCUGCUCCAACUACAAGCACUACAACAGCUGCUCCAACCACAAGUACAACAACGGCAGCUCCAACCACAAGUACUACAACAGCUGCCGCUACUACAAGUACUACUACAGCUGCUCCUACUACAAGCACUACAACGGCAGCUCCAACCACAAGUACUACAACGGCAGCUCCAACUACAAGCUCUUCAACAGCUGCUCCUACCACAAGUACUACAACAGCUGCUCCAACUACAAGCACUACAACGGCUGCUCCUACCACUAGUACUACAACAGCUGCCCCUACUACAAGUACCACAACAGCUGCUCCUACUACAAGUACCACAACAGCUCCAACCACAAGUACUACAACAGCUGCCCCUACUACAAGUACUACAACAGCUGCCCCUACUACAAGUACUACAACAGCUGCCCCUACUACAAGUACCACAACAGCUGCUCCUACUACAAGUACCACAACAGGUGCGCCAACUACAAGCACUACAACGACUGCUCCUACUACUAGUACUACAACAGCUUCUCCAACUACAAGCACUUCAACAGCUGCUCCUACCACAAGUACUACAACAGCUGCCCCUACUACAAGUACCACAACAGCUGCUCCUACUACAAGUACCACAACAGGUGCGCCAACUACAAGCACUACAACGACUGCUCCUACCACAAGUACUACAACAGCUGCUCCAACUACAAGCACUACAACAGCUGCUCCUACCACAAGUACUACAACAGCUGCUCCUACCACAAGUACCACAACAGCUGCUCCAACUACAAGCACUACAACGGCUGCUCCUACCACUAGUACUACAACAGCUGCUCCAACAACAAGCACUACAACAGCUGCUCCUUCCACAAGUACCACAACAGCUGCUCCAACUACAAGCACUACAACGGCAGCUCCAACCACAAGUACUACAACAGCUGCUCCAACCACAAGUACAACAAGUGCUGCACCAACCACAAGUACGACAACCACUACUCCAACCACAAGUACAACAAGUGCUGCACCAACCACAAGUACGACAACCGCUGCUCCGACCACAAGUACAACAACAGCAGAACCAACCACAAGUACAACAAGUGCUGCACCAAACACAAGUACGACAACCGCUGCUCCGACCACAAGUACAACAACAGCAGAACCAACCACAAGUACAACAAGUGUUGCACCAACCACAAGUACGACAACCGCUGCUCCAACCACAAGUACAACAAGUGCUGCACCAACCACAAGUACAACAACAGCAGAACCAACCACAAGUACAACAAGUGCUGCACCAACUACAAGUACGACAACCGCUGCUCCAACAACAAGUACUACAACUGCUGCACCAACCACCACAAGUACAACAGCAGUACCAACCACAAGUACAACAAGUGCUGCACCAACCACAAGUACGACUACCGCUGCUCCAACCACAAGUACAAUAACAGCAGCACCAACCACAAGUACAACAAGUGCUGCAACAACCACAAGUACAACAAAACCAACCACAAGUACAACAAGUGCUGCACCAACUACAAGUACCACAACCGCUGCUCCAACCACAAAUACAACAACAGCAGCACCAACAACAAGUACAACAAGUGCUGCACCUACCACAAGUACAACAACCGCAGCACCAACCACAAGUACUACAACGCCUGCUCAAACCACAAGUACGACAAGCGUUGCUCCAACCACAAGUACAACAACAACAGCACCAACCACAAGCACAAGUACUGCACCAACCACAACUACGACAACAGAUGCUCCAACCACAAGUUCCACAACCGGUGCUCUAACCACAAGUACAACAACAGCAGCACCAACCACAAGUACAAGUGCUGCACCUACCACAACGACAAUAGAUGCUCCAACCACAAGUUCCACAACCGGUGCUCCAACUACAAGUACAACCACAGCAGCACCAACAACAAGUACAACAAGUGCUGCACCAACUACAAGUACUACAACUGAAGCACCAACCACAAAUACUACAAUAGUUGCUACUACUACAAGUACUACAACGGAGGCACCAACUACAAGUACUACAACGGAGACACCCACUACAAGUACUUCAACUGAAGCACCAACCACAAAUACUACAAUAGCUGCUACUACUACAAGUACUACAACGGAGGCACUCACUACAAGUACUACAACGGAGACACCCACUACAAGUACUUCAACUGAAGCACCAACCACAAAUACUACAAUAGCUGCUACUACUACAAGUACUACAACGGAGGCACCAACUACAAGUACUACAACGGAGACACCCACUACAAGUACUUCAACUGAAGCACCAACCACAAAUACUACAAUAGCUGCUACUACUACAAGUACUACAACGGAGGCACCAACUACAAGUACUACAACGGAGACACCCACUACAAGUACUUCAACUGAAGCACCAACCACAAAUACUACAAUAGCUGCUACUACUACAAGUACUACAACGGAGACACCCACUACAAGUACUACAACGGAGACACCCACUACAAGUACUCACGAAGCACCAACCACAAAUACUACAAUAGCUGCUACUACUACAAGUACUACAACGGAGCACCAACUACAAGACUACAACGACACCACUACAAUACUUCAAGAAGCACCAACCACAAAUACUACAAUAGCUGUUACUACUACAAGUACUACAAUGGAACACCCACUACAAGUACUACAACGGAGACACCACUACAAGUACUACAACUAA
Mercenaria mercenaria is the source of this 11579-nucleotide messenger RNA. Its product is annotated as mucin-19-like. The coding region runs from base 18 to 11579 and encodes 3853 amino acids. The record is from RefSeq and is a predicted model, not a curated record. Lineage: Eukaryota; Metazoa; Mollusca; Bivalvia; Venerida; Veneridae. The transcript is spliced from 14 exons.